Molecule: messenger RNA, 1082 nt
Organism: Solanum stenotomum
Lineage: Eukaryota; Viridiplantae; Streptophyta; Magnoliopsida; Solanales; Solanaceae
Exons: 1
Coding region: 3-1025 (340 amino acids)
Biological process (GO): phosphatidylinositol phosphate biosynthetic process; protein localization to plasma membrane
Cellular component (GO): plasma membrane
Source: RefSeq, a predicted model, not a curated record
CAAUGUCCGACGAAACCUCCACCACAGCCACCGCUCCCUCCGCCGUCACCACGGCUGCCGGCGACCAAGAUACCGACUCCUCCACCACCCUAAACAAACCACACAUCCGAUGGUCCGAUUCCUACACAAAAGCUCACGACGCAAUCCAAUCAUUAUCUUCCAUUCUCCCUUCCGUCCCUCCUUCACUUUCUUACUCCGAAACUCCGGCAGCCUGCCUCCUCCGUGACACCGAAACCGCCGCACAAAUCUCUAAACUCCUCCGUCAACCCGAUUCCGGCGCCGGCGACGACAAUCUCUGCCGAUGGCUUUACGAUACAUUCCAAUCCAACGAACCCGAACUCCACCUCGUCGUCCUCCGAUUCCUACCCGUAAUCGCCGGUGUUUAUCUCUCUAAAGUCAAUCUCCAUAAACCAUUAGCCGGAUUCGAAGCUGUUUUACUAGCAUUAUACGCACACGAAACCUCCAGUCGAAACUCCCAAUCCAUUACCGUCAACAUCCCAGAUCUAUCACAUUCCAGUAUUUACCACGAAACAAACAAAGCAGCUAAAAACUCCGCAACAGAACUCAAUCUCGCCGUAAUUUCCCCAACCUUAGAACCAUACGGAACCGUCAGAUCAAUGAAACGAGGUCGUAUCGUUGGGGUAGCAUUGGAGUUAUAUUACGCUAAAAUCCCCCAAAUUCCAGUUGAAUCGAAACUAGAAUUCUGCGAAUUUUGCAGAAUUUGGUCGUCGGGGCAAUUGGGGGAAGAUAAUGGUGAUUUGAAAAGGAGGAUCCAUCUGCCAUGGGAGCUGUUGCAGCCAAUUUUGAGGAUUUUAGGGCAUUGUUUAAUGGGGCAUAAAAAAGAUGAGAAAUUGUAUGAAAGUGCAAUUAGUGCAAUUGGGUGUUUGUAUGAAAGAGCUUUACAUGAUUUGAAUACGAAAGCCAUGUUAGCUACUGGUAGUCUUCUUCAGCUAGUGAAAUUGGCGACGGAAUGUGAAGAUGUUGAUUAUACAGAGAUUACAGAGACGAAUACUAUUACGCUUUGAAUGGUGUAUUUUGUUCAUAUUUUGCAUGCAGCCAAUGUGUGUGUACGUGUUUUUUUU